UGGCGAGAGGUCUCUUGGUGGCAGCGAGAGCGGUGGCGUGACGGUCAGCGUGUAGCAGUGCGCGUUGUCAGGGACAAGUUGGUCGCCACUAUUGCUAGAAACCCGGGAGAGAGAGAGAGACGUGUGGCAGCACUGGCCUACCUUCACAGAAGCUAAGGAGCUGGCUGUUGAGCUGUCUGGAUGUGAUUGGGCGCCCUCUAGUGAACACUGCUACUACUACGACCACCAAGCUCUGGAGUCUGACAUUUUCUACUUUUUCAUCCUUACGCAAAUCAAGAGGUCUCUGGUCCACGGUUACGGAGACCAUGUGGGGUUUGGAGCUGCUAAUACCUCUGCUGCUGAUCAUCAAAGAUGUCAGUGGCCAGUGGAACGUGUGGGUACCGCGGGACAUCUCGGCCAUGACUAACUCCUGCGUGGUCAUCCCCUGUACGUUCAUGUACCCGUCGGGCAUCCGGCCGUACCGCGGCAUCCACGGCAUCUGGUACUUCGGCCAGCCCUACCCACAGCUCUUCCCACCCGUGGUGUUCAAGUCCCGAACGGACAUUGUGCACGAAAGCUACAAGGGCCGCACCAAGCUCCUGGGGGAUCUGCACCAGAAGAACUGUACCCUGCUCAUCAGUAACAUCGGCACUGAGCAUUCUGGGAGGUACUACUUCCGCGCCGACCUGGGCGGAGCCAACAUCUAUACCUACCCAGACUUCUCGGAGCUCAAGGUGCUGGACCAGCCCAACAUUGACAUCCCUGAGGAGAUAGUGGCUGACGAGAAUCUGGAGUUGACCUGCUACGCUCCCGAUAACUGUCCAGAAAACAGCCCGGAGAUCCAGUGGAUGUACACAGACUACUUGCCCGAACCAGAGUACACCACAGACUACGUGGAAGAGAGCAACACGGCCGUGCUGUCCAACACACUCUCCUUCAUCCCCAGGCCCAUGCACAACGGUCAGCUGCUGGGCUGCAGGGUGUUUUACCCAAACACCACCCUGGUCUAUGAAAGACUCAUCUCUUUGGACAUCAAGUACGCCCCUCGCUCCGUGUGGGUGAACGUGUCGGCGGAGGUGAUGGAGGGCACCUCGGUGACGCUGCACUGCGAGGUGGACAGCAACCCUCCACCUAGGAUCUCCUGGCUGUUUGGGGAGGAGGAGCUGCUGUGGGACACAGCCUCCAACGUCUCCCUCUCCCUGGACGAUGUGAGACCAGCCCAAGAGGGCAUCUACACCUGCGUAGGGGACAACGGCUACGGUGCCAUGAACACCUCCAUGUACCUGGCCGUCUCCUAUCCUCCCCGUGAGCCUGUGGUGAAUGGCUCCCUGACCGUCCUUGAGGGUUCCUCUGUCUCCCUCCACUGCAGCACCCAGGGCGGCCCGGCACCCACCCUCACCUGGCUGAAGAACGGCGAGCUGGUGGGCACCAUCACAGCGGAGCAGCUCUCUGUGCUGGAGUUGCUGGAGAUCACCCCGCAGGACGACGGCCUGUACCGCUGCCUUGCCGAGAACGAGCACGGUCGUGCCAGCAGUUCCCUCAACAUCACCGUGGAAUAUGCCCCUGUCUUCCUGGAAGAGUCCAAGUGCACGGUGGUGAGGGAGGGUGUACAGUGUGUCUGCAUCGCUACGGGCAACCCCGAGCCUACCAUUGAGUUCUUCUUGCCUGACAAGAACAUCACCAUCAAUGACACGGACGGACGUUACAACUACUACACACAUACGGACGGCCACACAUCCACAGGCAUGAUCAAGCUGCGGGAGAAGGGCGAGCGCCUGGGCAAUGGCGCUGUCAAUGUGCACUGCAGCAUAAGCAACAUGUAUGGCUCCGAGAGUGUUCACCUGGAACUGCAGCAGGAGAAGAAGUACAUGAUGGCAGUGAUCGUUGGCACCAUCGGCGGUGUAGCUGUUAUCGCCUUCAUCAUCGCAGCGGUGAGAUACGUGGGACACAACAACAAGAAAGAGAAUGGCAACCCUGGGCAGGACCUGGUCUCUAAACUGGAGAACCCAGCGUUGUACUACAGCGCAGUCAAGAAGGACAAACAAAAUCUGAGGAAGAAAGUGCUUAAGACAGAGCUUCUGGGCUCAAAGUUUAACUCCAUUCUAGAGGAGAGCACGGGAGAAGAGGGGGAUUAUCAGUCUGUGGGCUCUUUGGCAGACCUGGAGAGGCAAGAGCUGAACUACGCAGCCCUGGAGUUCCUGGGGGGGCGCUCCAGGGAUGGGGGGGCCUCGGGCAGAGGCGAUGAGCGCAGCGACUACUCCGAGAUCAAGGCCAAAUGAACCGCCAUCCUUCCCUGACCCCUCGUCACCGCGGGACACAGCGGCAGCCUCACGUCGUACGCCCCCUCUUCAAACAUCUUCCCCCCUCUCUCCCAGACAUCCCAUUUUUCACCAAGGUCCCACGUCACCUCCCCCCGUCCCUGACCUUGUCAACCCCCCGGCCUCCAGGGGGAGCCCCAGUCACAUCUCACCACCCAGGACUGCUGGUAGCUACUUGCAGGGCCGAAACAAGGCCCAGUGGACAAUGUAAAAAGCUCUCUGUAUUAUCAGCAGCUGUCUGUCUGUCUCCCAGCUCUUAUACUAAUCAUUACAGUGCAUUCACUCUAAACAAUGCUGAUUGGCAGGCGUUGGGUUACUUAGUUGGGUUGUUUCAUUUACCCACUUUGACCAUCCAUAAUAGUAAAUAUAAUUCUGGUUCAUCUGGUCUUAUGUCAUCACAUGCAAUGAUUGGACACUGACACUCCUUUAGCUUUGACAGAAACUAAAUGUAUGAGCUCCCUAAGAGCUUAUGCACAUUCCAUGGCUUUGAACAUUGUAUCUCAAUGUUGGUACAUGUAAAUAUUAACCUAAUGCAUUUUAUUGUCAUUAUAUUUAUGGGACAAUUGAAAUUGCAGUGUAUACACUUAAACAUACUAUCGAAUGUGCCCCGAAAAAGUGAAAACCACAUUCCCUGAAAAAAAACCCACCAGAUGUUUCAACCCAUCUGAUACUUAAACAAACCCAUGUUUAGGUAUUCCAAAUAAACAUAAAUAUAUCAUGUCAUUCACUCAAACUCAAGCCAACUGUCUAGGUUUUCAUUCCACCGUUUAAGUGGGUUACCAAAUAAUCUCAAUUGGGCUGUUUUUACCCCAGCACUUUUUGGGGUAUGACUUCAUGUCCCUCAAAAUGUGGAAAGUAAGUUAGCUACUGUGUUGUACAUCCUGCUCUAUCAUCUCCAUUCUCUGUUGCUCAUCCAUGUCCUCACCAUUCAUUGGUGGCAUUGCCUUCAUGUUUGGGUUACAGUACCACAUUUCCAAGGGCUUCCCCUCUGUAUGUCAGCCUACGUAGCAUGUCUUAAUCAGACGUAGACUGGUUAAACCAGACUGAAUGCAGCGCUCACCAUUGUUUCACCGUGAAAUGUAUUCAGAUCAGCAGGGCCGGCUCCAGGCAUAAGCAAAAUAAACGGUUGCUUAUGGCCCCCAGACCGCAAGGGGGCCUCCAACGGCUAGAGAGCCACUGACUGAUUUUGCUUAGGGCCCCCAAAAUGUUAGAGCCUGCUCUGCCGAUCAGUUAGUUUACGGCUUACUGAUUCCUCCUCCUAGUUUGGCCAGUCAUGGUCCUUCUCCGCUGUGUCCGCUGCCAGUCAAAGUGUCAGGGAAAGGAGUGUGUUUUGUGCAUUUUCUUUUGCGGCCAUUAUUUCUGACAUUGGAUCUAGAGAAUGAGUCACCUCCUCUCUCCUCCAGAUCCUGGUGUUGUCAACACUGACCGGUCUUAAACAAAUGUUAGAUAAACAACAAGUCCAAACCAGUCAUCUUCAUCUUGCAAUUUCUGUUACCAGUCAGAGUUCUGAAGUCCCGUGUGCUGUGACUUAAUAGGUUUUGAUGAAGAAGAUAUGAUACUUUUGUAUGUAUUUGAUUUCAUUAAAAGAGAGAAGGUGGAUACUAUUA
Esox lucius (northern pike) is the source of this 3904-nucleotide messenger RNA. It is a transcript of the gene mag, whose product is annotated as myelin associated glycoprotein. The record is from RefSeq and is a predicted model, not a curated record. Lineage: Eukaryota; Metazoa; Chordata; Actinopteri; Esociformes; Esocidae. Bases 306 to 2258 code for a protein of 650 amino acids. The transcript has 12 exons.